Molecule: messenger RNA, 1671 nt
Organism: Aspergillus calidoustus
Lineage: Eukaryota; Fungi; Ascomycota; Eurotiomycetes; Eurotiales; Aspergillaceae
Source: the annotation of a GenBank genome assembly
AUGUUCAGGAACGCUUUGCGGCAGUCUAGCCGCACCGUUGCGGCUGCCACUGCCACUGGCAGGAUCGCCUCGGUUCGCGCGGCUGUUCCCGGCCCCCUCUCUGCUGCUUCCAAGCAGGUUCGUACCUACGCUGCUGAGGCCAAGGCUUCGCCCACCGAGGUCUCUUCCAUCCUCGAGCAGAGAAUCCGUGGUGUGCAGGAGGAAUCUGGUCUUGCCGAGACUGGACGUGUCCUUUCCGUUGGUGACGGUAUCGCUCGUGUCCAUGGUAUGACCAAUGUCCAGGCUGAGGAGCUGGUUGAGUUCGCCUCUGGCGUCAAGGGAAUGUGCAUGAACCUCGAAGCCGGCCAGGUCGGUGUUGUGCUUUUCGGUUCCGACCGUCUCGUCAAGGAGGGUGAGGUUGUCAAGCGUACCGGAGAGAUUGUCGAUGUCCCCGUCGGCCCUGAGCUUCUCGGCCGUGUCGUCGAUGCUCUCGGCAACCCCAUUGAUGGCAAGGGCCCCAUCAACGCUUCCUCCAAGAGCCGUGCCCAGCUCAAGGCUCCUGGUAUCCUUCCCCGUCGUUCCGUCAACCAGCCCGUCCAGACUGGUCUGAAGUGUGUCGACUCCAUGGUGCCCAUUGGCCGUGGUCAGCGUGAGUUGAUCAUUGGUGACCGUCAGACCGGUAAGACCGCUGUUGCCCUCGACGCCAUCCUCAACCAGAAGCGUUGGAACAAAUCUACCGACGAGAGCAAGAAGCUGUACUGUAUCUACGUCGCCGUUGGUCAGAAGCGUUCUACCGUCGCUCAGCUCGUCAAGACCCUCGAGGAGAAUGAUGCUAUGCAAUAUAGUAUUGUUGUAGCUGCUACCGCCUCCGAGGCGGCACCUUUGCAAUAUCUUGCUCCCUUCACCGGCACCGCAAUUGGGGAAUGGUUCAGAGAUAAUGGAAAGCAUGCUCUCAUGAUCUAUGAUGAUCUUUCCAAGCAGGCCGUCGCCUAUCGCCAGAUGUCUCUGCUGCUCCGCCGCCCCCCCGGUCGUGAGGCCUACCCCGGUGACGUCUUCUACCUCCACUCUCGUCUCCUCGAGCGUUCUGCCAAGAUGAACGAGAAGCACGGUGGUGGUUCCCUCACUGCUCUCCCCAUCAUUGAGACCCAGGGUGGUGAUGUGUCCGCUUAUAUUCCCACCAACGUUAUUUCCAUUACCGACGGCCAGAUCUUCCUGGAAGCCGAACUCUUCUACAAGGGUAUCCGCCCCGCCAUUAACGUCGGUCUUUCCGUCUCUCGUGUCGGUUCCGCUGCCCAGGUCAAGGCCAUGAAGCAGGUCGCUGGUUCCCUGAAGCUGUUCUUGGCCCAGUACCGUGAGGUUGCUGCCUUUGCCCAGUUCGGUUCCGAUCUCGAUGCCUCCACCAAGCAGACCCUCAACCGUGGUCAGCGUCUUACCGAGCUUCUCAAGCAGAAGCAGUACUCCCCCAUGGCUGUCUCCGACAUGGUUCCCCUCAUCUUCGCUGGUGUCAACGGUUACCUCGACUCCAUCCCCACCGACAAGAUCCUUACAUGGGAGUCUGACUUCCUCGCUCACCUCAAGAGCAACCACCCCGAGGUCCAGGAGACCAUUGAGAAGGAUGGCCAGGUCAGCAAGGAGCUUGAGGCCAAGCUGAAGGAUAUCAUCCCCGCCUUCAACAAGUCCUUCAACGCAUAG